Messenger RNA from Rattus norvegicus (Norway rat), 7483 nucleotides. The record is from RefSeq and is a predicted model, not a curated record. Lineage: Eukaryota; Metazoa; Chordata; Mammalia; Rodentia; Muridae.
GGAAAGUAUCUGCUCCGCUGAGGGGGGAAAGGAGGAGCAGGAGACAGAUUGUGGGACCGAGCGCGGGCGGGCGGGAGGCGCCGGAGCUACCAGCGGGUGAGUCCUGUUAACAUUAGCUAGUCCGUGGCCUGACAGGAGUCUCCCCUUCUACUCUGGCCAGUCCCAGCGUCCCGGGCCGGGGUCUCCCCUCCCAGUCUGUUGGACGGGGGCGCUGAGGCGGUGGCCAGGCCUGUCUGAGGAAGAGGGUGGGGCAUAGGCUAAAGACAACCAAUAGGAGAGAAGGAAGCCACAAUUGGCGGCCAUGAGCGCUAAUGGGAGAUCGCCUUUACCUUGCGGAGUGCCGCCCUCUUCUCUUCUCCCGCCUCCUUCCUUUUGGAGGAAGGCGGGGCCAGAGGACUGAAGUGUGGGGAGAACUUGGGCUCUGCUCUGCUUUAUGAAAUAUGGGAGACGACAGACCGUUUGUGUGCAGUGCCCCAGGCUGUGGACAGAGAUUUACAAAUGAGGACCACCUGGCAGUUCAUAAACAUAAGCAUGAGAUGACCCUGAAGUUCGGCCCGGCCCGGACGGACUCUGUCAUCAUUGCAGAUCAAACACCUACUCCAACAAGAUUCCUGAAGAACUGUGAGGAGGUGGGGCUCUUCAAUGAAUUAGCUAGUUCCUUUGAACAUGAAUUUAAGAAAGCUUCUGAUGAUGAUGAAAAAAAGAGUGCUGCUGGGCCUCUAGACAUGUCUCUGCCUUCUACACCAGACAUCAAAGUCAAGGAGGAAGAGCCAGUGGAGGUGGACUCAUCACCCCCCGACAGUCCUGCUUCCUGCCCCUGCUCCCCGCCACUGAAAGACAAGGAAGUUGCCACAAAACCUGUUGUGAUCUCUACCCCUACACCCACCAUCGUACGUCCUGGCUCCCUGCCUCUGCACUUAGGUUAUGAUCCACUUCAUCCAACUCUUCCUUCCCCAACCUCUGUCAUCACACAGGCUCCACCAUCCAACAGGCAAAUAGGAUCUCCUACUGGCUCCCUCCCUCUCGUCAUGCAUCUUGCUAAUGGACAGACCAUGCCAAUGCUGCCAGGGCCUCCAGUACAGAUGCCUUCUGUUAUUUCGCUGGCCAGACCUGUUUCCAUGGUGCCCAACAUUCCUGGUAUACCUGGCCCACCAGUUAACAAUAGUGGCUCUAUUUCUCCCUCUGGCCACCCUAUGCCGUCAGAAGCCAAAAUGAGACUAAAAGCCACAUUGACCCACCAAGUUUCUUCAAUCAAUGGAGGUUGUGGAAUGGUGGUAGGCACUGCAAGCACCAUGGUGACAGCCCGUCCAGAGCAGAACCAGAUCCUCAUCCAGCACCCGGAUGCCCCAUCCCCUGCCCAGCCACAGGUGUCUCCAGCUCAGCCCACCCCUAGCACAGGGGGACGGCGUCGGCGCACAGUGGAUGAAGAUCCAGAUGAGCGGCGGCAGCGAUUUUUAGAGCGGAACAGAGCUGCAGCCUCCCGAUGCCGCCAAAAGCGAAAGCUGUGGGUCUCCUCCCUGGAAAAGAAGGCAGAAGAACUUACUUCUCAGAACAUUCAGCUGAGUAAUGAAGUCACAUUACUACGCAAUGAGGUGGCUCAGUUGAAACAGCUACUGUUAGCUCAUAAAGACUGCCCAGUCACUGCACUACAGAAAAAGACUCAAGGCUACCUAGAAAGUCCCAAGGAAAGCUCAGAGCCAACGGGUUCUCCAGCCCCAGUGAUUCAGCACAGUUCCGCAACAGCCCCUAGCAAUGGCCUUAGUGUUCGAUCUGCAGCUGAAGCUGUGGCCACCUCGGUCCUCACUCAGAUGGCCAGCCAAAGGACAGAACUGAGCAUGCCCAUACAGUCACAUGUGAUCAUGACCCCACAGUCACAGUCUGCGGGCAGAUGAUGCCUCCCAUGAUGGAGAGGUCCCCAGCCAGAGCUCGCCAGCCUGAGCCAAAAGAGAGAUCAACUUAUCCCUCCUGUCUGCCUUGGAAUUGGCAGUAUGGAGAGGGAGAAAUUGUGUGUUGUGAGUAUGGACAGAUGUGGGGCUUUUCUCUUUAGCCACAUGAUCAUGUACAAUUAACACCUGUACAACGGGCUUUUGGCCCCAAAGCCACAUAGAUCAUCCCCCAAGGGUAGGGUUUCUUAUGAUCCUACAACCAAAGGCCUUUCCACAUGGUCUGAGCAAUCACCCCAGCCCUGAUGCAUGUGUGCCUCUCUUAACACUAACCCUUGCACUUGUAGGUUUGGGGUUUCUCAGUGUCCUCUCCUCCCCUUGAGCUGUGGCUGAUACCUUCUUAUCUCUUACUAGCAUGCCACUUCCUGCCAGAUAGAGGGAGACGAGAUUUGAUGGCGUGUUACUUGCUGUCCCAUCCCCAGCCACCCCAUGCACUCAGGACUUUGUCCCCAACAGCUGCUUAUUUGUCUCUUCCCCUUCUAAGCGACAGUGAAAACACUCACUUGUUGAGAAUGUAAUGCAUUUAAUGUGUGAGGUAGCAGUGCUUCCCGCCUCUUCCCUGGGCUCUACUCCUGUCUGCUACCAAAAACAAACACAGACAGAAAAAGCAAAACUCUGAGAGUUUGAAUCAUUUUUCAGUUCCAAAUCUAUCGGUACCUCAUUUCGUCUCUUGACUUUCCUUAGUCUAGUGGUGGGGUCUUUCCUACUUCCCCACUCUGCCUUGGAAACCUCAUCUUGUGGCCUUAUUGUUAGUGGCAAUGAAAAGGGAGAGAGCCGGGGAUCUAACUGGGCCUCCCUGUCUCCUUCCCUACCCUCCAGUUCUAAUCAUCAGGGCAGACAGGAACAGUGUAACUUAAACUUGUUCCAUCAGGUUACUGGAUUAACUGAUUCUUUUAUGUUUUACAAGAGUUUACUGGCCAAAGUCUACAUAUUGUCAUCUUUGGUCACCUGUGCUCCUGCCUCUCCACCCUGCUUCCCUGUCCAUGUCACUGCCUGUUUCCACUAGAAUUUCUUUAGCUCAGCCCUCCUCAGAGUUGUCAGACAGAAGCUGCCUUCAUUCUCUGUCCCUCCUGCAGCUCUCAGCCUCCCUUCUUUCCUAAGGUAUGUCUUGUACCCACCAGUGUCCAGCACUCUCCCAGCUACCUUCUCUUUUUUUCACCUGGUUCUUGGCUGACCCACUAGGUGUCUCUAGUACUGAAAUCUUGUUGAACUUGUCCAUGGUACAGGCUCCAGGGCUCUGAAGCAUCAUGAUUGAGAUCAUGGGUGCUUUUGACGUAAAACUGAGUGGAGAUAGGAGGUGUACAUUUUCCUAUGUAUAAUCUCAGCAGAGCACUCAGGAUUCAGCCUGUCUGUGAGAUUGCUGUCUGUGGCUGUUGACUGCCCUUAUUUCAUGGGUUACAGAGAGAAAGAUGUACCCCUCCUCUUCCUCAUCUUUCCUUGGCUCUGAGCUAUGCAGGCUCUUCCAGAGCCAGAGGCCUGUGGAUAGAUAGGUCAGCUUUAAUAGCUCUUGAGUUGAGAAUCCUCCCCGUUGUCCUAGAACCACCUUGUGCCAUCUGCUCAAGCCUAGAGUCCUCUUUUCUAGCUCCAUCUUAACUAUGCAGAAUAACUGUUUGCUUCCUUUUUUUGUCUUCCAAAAUUCACUGUCAUGGAGGGAUGAGGAAAUGUUGUAGCUUAUAUGAUUAUUUCUUCAGUUUAGACUAGUGAACCCAUCCUGUGAUGUACUUGUAUGUUUUAUGUAGAUUUCCCUCCUGUUCUUUAGAGUCAGUGCUGAACAGGCUAUACCCAGUAAAAAUAGGAGCUGGUUUUAUAGUCUUCUACCACAGGGACUUAGCAGGAACAGCCCCUGAGGUGACCAGGCUAGCAAAUGUCACAGCAGAUGGUUGAGGGCAGGUUACCAUCUCCAGGGGUUUCACUUGGCGUUAGAAACUUACAGCCAUAGUUUGAGCUCAGUACUUCUUUAGAUGGCUGCUUCCUGGGAUUUUUUAUUUUUUUUAUUUUUUGUCUUCUUUCCCACUUAUGAAUUUUGUUUCUUUCUUUCUUUUUUUUUUUUUUUAAUUGUCUUGACUGCCCAGUAGCAGCCUUACACUAAAGCAUGGCUGAGCUUAGAGCUCCCAAGGGGUCUUAGCAGACCCUUAGCUAUUUCUCUUCCUCCGUCAGUCAAGUGUCUAAGUCGGGGUAACCUACCAGCCUGUCCUGGGUCUCAUGUCUAGUAUAUGUGGAGGUUCUUUUCCAGUUUCUUAACCCUCAUGUCUGCUUCUCUUGAGUCUUUGUUUUCUUAGCAGGAACUUAGUACUGGGGACCUGAAUGAUGCAGGGCACCACCAGAACCAUCGUAGGAAAGCAGCACUGAAAUUAGGCACAGCAGGACAACCCCAGAUGCCUCAGUAGUUGGUUUUCAGUUUCAGAAAGCAAAGCAGCUGCUCAUGCUGCAGCUUCCCUUACAGUCAAGGGAGACGGUACCUGCACUGUCAUCACUGUCAGUGGUCACCGCCUUGACCAAUGCCUUCCACACUUACCUGAACCAGAACCAGAUACUAUAGAGGGUAUCAAUUAACCCUUUUUGACAUCUGUGAUGUGUCAUAGAGGGUUCUCUGGUCAUGUCUACUUGGGGUUCUAUAUGCCUCUUGUGUUUGGAUGUCAAUUCCUGUCUCUAGGUUUAGGAAAUUUUGUGAUAUAAUUUCAUUAAAUAAUUUGACUAAUUCCUUUUGAAUUUAUCUCAGAUUCUCCUUCUUCCCAGUGGGUUCUGAGGUCUUUAAGUAUAUCCCAAGCUUCUUGAAAAUACUGGUCAUGCGCUCUCGCUCUCUCUCUCUCUCUCUCCCUCUCUCCCUCCCCCCCCCCCGUGUGUGUGUGUGUGUGUGUGUGUGUGUGUGUGUGUGUGUGUGUGUGUUGUCUCAACUUUGUGCUCCUCUGCAGAACUGCAUGGUCUUAUCUCUUGGGGAGGCUUUUCACUUGGUUGUUUCUUUCAUGUUAAUUUCUGUCUCGUUCCUUUUCCAUGUUUGAAUGCCCUCACUAAAAUCUCCCUCCAUGUAUCUGACUUUCUCCUCCAACUUACCUACUGUUUUGUUCAUUUAGGAGGUUUUAUAUACAGUCCCUAGUUCACUCAUGUGUAUUUGAGACUUCUACUCUGAAUUCUUUCUCAGACAUCUCAGUACCUUUGGUUUUCAUUAGGAGAGGUUUGUAGUGUGUCCUGGUCCGCUGUUGGCCCAUGUUCUUUGUCCUUCUCUAUGGUGUUUUGUACAUCAGUCAGGAUGGAUAUGUCCUCCAGUUUUAACUCUUCUUCCCCAACUCUGUUUUGUUUUAUGUAAUUGAGCCCUUCUUCAGAGCUCUAUCAGGAAGGAGCUGAGAGCGAUGUCUUAGACCCAUGAGUGGUCAGAGGCCUGGUCUGUGCUCUUACCGCCCACUCCAUAUAACACAGAGUGUUCAGAGUUCCAGUGCCAGGAAGCCUCCCAAAACACAGGGAGAGCUAGAAAGGACAUGGCUCCUUCACUCCCUUCCUGUUGGCUGAAUACGCCAAAUCUGUCCACCUCUUUCCUCCACUCCUGUCCAUGGUUAUAAACAGCAGACCACAUAUUAAAGGGAGCUGUGCUGGUGAACCUUGCCUCCUGCCUGCCUUUCCUCUCCCAUCUCCUCAGGGACCUGCCCUCCAGUACAGUCAUCCUGAGAGAUAUAACUAUACUUUUUACAGCCUGAACCACCAAAGAGACACAACACACAAUUCUUCCUCUGGCUUCUGAGAGGCUCCUUAAAGGUGCUAACUCCUGAGAUCACUCUCCCCAGUGUGUCCCCUUUCAUAACUGUCUUCCCAUCCUCAGAACACAUUUCCAAUAAUAUUAUCGAUUGUACCCACCAAAAAGAAAUAUGUACUUCUUUUGAAAAGAAAAUGGUAGUCUGUCUAGACUCAUCUUGCAGCUAUGCCACACAGGCCUUUGUUGAUGUGCUUUCUCCUCUUUAGACAUGUUUGACCAGGGUGGGAGCUGUGGUAGGAUAGGACUGGUGAGGAUCCUAAGACCUAUCAGAAGACCCCACCCCACUCCAGUCCAACUAGACAUUCUUCCUACAGAGUCUGUUUCUGUCUAUAUACAUGCACAUGCACAUGCACAUGCACAGACAAAUCUCCUACUCCACCAGAGUGGUGACCACAGGAAUGAGCUCAGUGCUUGCUGGCCACAUCCCCACCUUCUGCACCUUUAAGGUAAAAUCCUACGCUAGAAUGAACAAAGGCUUGUGAAAGUAGGGCAGAUUAAGGCAGCUUAUAUCCUUGUAGGUGCAAGUUUCUAUUUCAGCUACUAGAUGUUUUGGUUUUGUUUUGUUUUUUAGAGCUGGUAGGCUAUAAGCCAGCUAUAAGGCAUUAGUUGUUAAGUAGCUGUGAGCACUGUUUCCUUGACUUCACCUUAGGGCAGUUGCUUUCAGAACAUGGUCCAGGAGCAACAGUAGCAGCAACAUCACCUAGAGAGCUUGCUAGAAAUGCACACUCUUUGUCAUCCCAACCUCCUGAGUUGGCCACUCUGAAGGUGAGCUUUAACUAGCAGUCUCUGCUGCUGGUCCAUACUAAUGUGUGAGCAUCCCUAGAAGACAGACUGGGAACAUCUUAGCUCUGUGGUGACACGGAUUACUUUAAAUGCCUUUUCUGCCUUAGAAAUGAUGUUUUCCCUUCCCUCCACUUCCAUUAAAACAGCCACCAACAAUAUCACUCACCUCAAAUUUUUGGUCUUCCUUCUAGUCUUAAGCUCUAAAACAUUUGCCUGUAUUGGUCUGGGCAGAACUUACUCUUAUUUCCUUGCAGGCUACUAGUUGUGCAUUCUUGGUGACAUUAACCAGCAGGAAGGCCAGGAGUGGUGGUGGCCCAAGCCUUUGAUCCCAGCACUUGUGAGGGAAGUGAGGGAAGCAGAUCUCUUUGUGGUCAAGACCAGCCUGGUCUACAGAGGGAGUUCAAAGCCAAUCAUAGCUAUGCACUGAGAUCCUGUCUCAAAACAAACAAAAUCAGCAGAGCCUUAGUUGUCCAUUCUUUCCUCUGCGCGCGCGCGCACACGCACACGCACACACACACACACACACACACACACACACAUCUCUUGCAGGAAGAUUAGCCUCCAACCCAACAGUGGAGCCUUCUGCAUCCUGAUAGAGUGUAUGUUGAGAAGAAAGCCAUGUGUAUCUAUGAAUAUAUCUCUCCUGUAUCCUUUGACUUGUAGCAAUACCUCUCCAUCCUCAAGGAGCUCAACCUAGGCUGGGUCUCCCCAGGCCCCAGUGGUAGACUCUGAUGGGUGGGAGGAUACAGUGCUCUGGGCUGUUUUGUUACAAAAGUGUCUUCUGUCCUUUCCCCCCACCCAAUUCAGCAUGAACCCUGUGAGCAGGCUCUCACAAUCUCCUGGGGCGGGGCUGAGGCAGGGGCUUUCAGCUCUUCUCCAUAACCAUCCCUUCUUCCUUCCCCCAUGCCAUUUAGCAGUUAUCACCCAGCCUUGCCUUCUCCCUCCAUCCUUUGCCCUGACAUAUACUGUGCCUUAUUUAUGCUGCAAAUAUAACAUUAAACUAUCAAGAGAA